This is a messenger RNA of Amoebophrya sp. A25, 507 nucleotides long. Lineage: Eukaryota; Dinophyceae; Syndiniales; Amoebophryaceae. The record is from the annotation of a GenBank genome assembly.
AUGAUUACCCUGCACUCGCCGAGGGUCUUCUUAUGCUUAGGGUGGAUCCCCUUGUCCGAAGUUGAUAAACUCGAGAGAGCAAUUAGGGAGCAGCGCAAACACGUUCCAAGCCUCGGGGUCCUACGGCCGCACAUCGAGCAAGCGGCGUCCGAGGCGGCCCGGUCCUCGCUCACGAGCUUCACUGAGAAUUUUAUUAAAAGUUUGGCACUGCAAGUGGUGCAAGUCGUGAAGUCGGACGGAAGCGGCGGGGCAAAACAUAAGGCUAACAAGGCACCUCAGCAGACGCAGCGAUCGCCCGACCCCAGUGCGGGCUCGGGUUCCUCUUGGUGGUGGAAUUACCCUCCAGCGGGAGGCUAUCGUGGUGGCCCCUCCCCGCGCGGCGUUUCCCAGAACAUCCUCCCCGUGCCUACCUUCGGGCACUACAACCAGCAGCUAAAUGCCGCGGCGAAAACUAAAGGCAAGUUUGGAUCCAAAGACAGCGGGGCUAACCCUAGUGCGAAAGGAUAG